CCCCUCAGCGCGUGGGAAGGGAGGGGGGAGGCGGGCGCGGGCAGUGCGCAUGCUCCUGGUGCGCGGCGCCCCCGCUCGGCCGCGCUCGGCGCCGCUCGGCUAUUUCCGCCUCUUUGUUUUAAACUCCGGCCGGAAUUUUUUCCUUCUUUUGGGGGAGAGUCGGAGGGAGCGGAGCCCCCCCGCGGGCGGACACGGCGCCCCGCCGCCCGGUCCCCGCGCCGCCAGUCCCCGUCUCAUUUGCUACACACGUUUCAACUUCUACAACAAAUGAGACAGAAGUUCAACAGACAACAGCCUGAUUCCCUACACAACCCUGAUUUAUUCCCCGAACACCAUCCAUCCUGUCCACUGAAUGAAGCCGGGGUCCUGUGGAAAAACUAGUAUGUUCUCAUUGAAGAGAACUUAAGACCGAUUCUGGAAUACUAUUGGUAAAUUUGUUCAGAUGAGGAGACCCGGGGCUUAAAUUGGAUGGAAACUCAAAUACUGGAGAAACUGGGGUCUCUGGAUGGCAGACUCUGAAAAGAAAUGCAGUUUUAAGAGGAUUGGUUCAGAACUGUCAGACUUGGGGAGGAUUCACAUUUCUCCACCAUGGCCACAAACACCAAAGAUGCUGACUAGAAAGAUUAAACUCUGGGAUAUUAAUGCCCAUAUAACCUGUCGUCUCUGCAAUGGAUACCUUAUCGAUGCUACCACUGUAACAGAAUGCUUACAUACCUUCUGUAGAAGUUGCCUGGUGAAGUAUUUGGAGGAAAAUAACACCUGUCCAACAUGUAGAAUUGUUAUACAUCAGAGCCAUCCGCUACAGUAUAUUGGUCAUGACAGAACAAUGCAAGAUAUUGUUUACAAACUUGUGCCAGGCCUUCAAGAAGCGGAAAUGAGAAAGCAGAGAGAAUUCUAUCAUAAACUAGGCAUGGAAGUACCAGGGGACAUCAAAGGGGAGACAUGCUCUGCUAAGCAACAUUUAGAUUCGCAUCGGAAUGGUGAAACUAAAGCUGAUGAGAGUUCAAACAAAGAAACAUCAGAAGAAAAACAGGAAGAAGAUAAUGACUAUCACAGAAGUGAUGAACAGGUAAGCAUCUGCUUGGAAUGCAAUAGCAGCAAAUUGCGUGGAUUGAAACGAAAAUGGAUCCGCUGCUCAGCACAAGCAACAGUCUUACAUCUAAAGAAGUUCAUUGCCAAAAAACUUAACCUUUCUUCUUUUAAUGAGCUGGAUAUAUUAUGCAAUGAAGAAAUUCUUGGCAAGGACCAUACGCUCAAAUUUGUAGUUGUCACUAGAUGGAGAUUUAAGAAAGCACCUCUCCUGCUACAUUACAGACCCAAAAUGGACUUGCUGUAAGAGACCUUUAUUGUCCUUCUGGACAGCGUUUUUUGCAGAGACUAUCAUCAGGCACCUUCUUAGUGCAUCACUUAACUCACAUCUGACACGAACCAGCAGAAUUUUUUGGAAGACUGUAGUGCUCUCACAGCCAACCAACCUUCUGAAUAUUUCUUCUGGGGACGUGUUGCCCAGAUUUCUGGACAGAAAAUAUUUAUACUUUUUUUGUACGAAAUAAAUAAAUCACAAGAGGACACUACCAGCACUAAGUUUACAGAUCCUGAAAACACUUCACAGUUCCAUGUAGCUCAACUUGAUUCAUCUCUUUGCUGCAGUUACGCAAAUAUAAGUUAAAAUGUUGUGGGGGUGAUUUAAAAGGUUGGUUUUGACACCAAAAUUACCUUUAGUUACUUUCCAUCUUUUGAAACUUCUGAAGCUUAUUUUGAUCUAUUCUGCAAGGUGUUCCUGUCUUACAUAGUAUGCCUCAGUUACUUUGGCUUUCAUUGAGCCCUUUGAAGAGCAUUGAACGUACCUUAUGAUUAUAGAGACUGGUGAUAUUUAUGCUGCAUUAAAAACUUCCUAAAAAUCUAGGCAUCUGAAAACUCCAUGAGUUUCACACAAUGCUUGAUCUCAUUUUAUAUUUCAUUCAUGUUUUGGCAUCCCCUGCAUGUUUUGAUGAGGCUAAUGAAAAUGCAUUUACUUUUUUAACAUGGCUCAAUAUUUUGCUGUGGCAUAAAUUGCAUCCGAUCAUAACACAAGAGUACUCAAAGUGCUAAAUUUGUGAAUUUUAAGGUAGACUUGUCUUUAUACAGUAGAGGCUUGCAGAAAUCUUUUUUUUUUCUUUAGGGAGAGUGGGGUUUUUGUUGUUGUUUGUUUUUUUGCUAAAUUUGUAACUAGUGGUUAAAGCAUUUUUAUUUUGGGAAACAUACCCCAUAGAAAAUUACACAAGUUUCCAUGUCACUGGUUUAAAAAUUCAGCUGUUAAUUACUGACCAGUUCUAGAUUUCCUUUAAUGGUUUCCUUAAGAAGCUAUUGUUUUCUUUAGUGCAAUCAUUGGCUAUCUUGGAGGUCAGAUUAGAUCGUAGCGGCACCUUCUGGUCUUAAAAUCUAUUAAUCUAGCUUUUGUGUUCAGCCUUGAGAGAUGCCGGACGCUACUCUAUGUAUGUCAUCAAGUCCACGCUCAGAUAAUGCUUAGUGGGGUGUUAACUUAAAAAAAAAAAAAAAUUUGAAAGCAUCUUAAAAAAACUGUUAAUACUGGUUGAAAGUGAUUUCUGCAAGCGAUAUACUGUAUAACAUAUAAUAAAAAUAUGAAAUGUUAAAAUGUUUGACUGGCACAGGGAUUGUAAGAUACUGAAAAGAGGGUGUGCAGUAUGACACACUGGCAGCUGGAGGUUAUUACUUUCUUUUUAAAUGCUCAGGAGGGAAAGAGCAUGAAAACACCAGUUUUGUAUACAUAUUAUUAAACCCUUGUAUUCCUCCAUAAGGCAAAUGUCACUGGCUAACAUAAGCAUUAUGCCUGUUGGCACCACCCUACUCCAUCCAGUUGUGCUCCUUUGCCCUGCAAAAAAUCAUUAUUUAAAAUUAGAUUCAACAUCAGGAAGUAAAUCAUGAAAAAUACUGGCUUAUCCAAACAUGUACAUUCUCUUUUCUCCUGAUUCUGAAAGAAAUCCACCUCCUCCCCAAAACAUCAUGUUCCUGUGUGCCUCCUUACACAUUCUUAGCUGGAGCCUUCCAUUCCUCCAUUUGUCUCCUCCCUUAGCUUUCCUACUGCCACAUUUGUGAGAGGGAACACAGUCUCACCUAUAUAUAUUUCAAAACAGCAUUAUAAAGCUGCAUUCUUUUAUUUUUAUUCAUAAUCAUAGAGGUGAAUGAGGAGGAAAUCAGAAUGGGUGCAAACGGAGAAACAAGGGAAAUCUACUGGACUAGUAGGAGUGCCCUCUCUGCAAAUCUAGGGCAUGAGAGAUGUAAAUGUACUGAGGGCUCGUUGGGCCAGGCAGGAUGACUUCACAUCUAGGCCUGGAGUAUUUCAGCAUUGGAGGGGGGAGGAAUAGAAUUUGGCUCUAGUUUGGUCUUUCUGUUCGUGUAUGCACCUAUCUACAGUUCUGCUUUUAUCUACAAAUAACUUGAAGAAAAAAAUAGUGUCGGAAGAGGAACGGGGAGACUUCAGUAGUUUAGUUUUAGCAACUGGCCCUUUGUGAGCUUUUCACAAAAUGAACCUAGGUGAUGUGACCCUAUACAUCAAUUGAUUUACCAGGACUUUGUGGACCUGUUAAUCAGUUGUCCGCAUUGUGGGGUGUGUAAGGGAACUUCAGCCAAGUGACCCUAUCCUAAUCAAUCUGAUUCAUUUGCAUCUAAGGGUUUAAUAAAUAUAUAUACACAAUGUGUCUACCUCAGAAUAUGCACUACAGCAGCAUUUUGUAAAACCAGAUGUUACUGCAGUGCCACUGAAGUACAUCAGAAUUUGAAUAUUUUCCUGUGUAAUAAAACUGAGGAGCGAUUAAACGGUAUGAACAUGCACAUUCAAAAAACCCUCUGCCAUUCAGUUCUAACUCUCACUGUAGCAAUCUACAGUACAGAAUAUAUAUUUGUAAGUUUGUAGCUAUCUUUGGAAUCACUUGAAUUUGCUAUGGUGCUAUAUCAAUAUAUUUAAAUAUCAGUUGAUAUCUGUAUAGAUACAUAAAUCUGAAGCCUGUAUUAAUACCAACAGCUGGUUAUAGCUCAUAAUUGUGUGCAACUCUGCUUUUUUAAAUGUAUUAACCUGAUAAAACCUCAGUGGUAAAAAUACCUAUUUUUCUAAAUUGCAUCAUGUCAGAAUAUCUUCACUACAGAAACUAUUUCCCAUAGGGGUUUGCUGCACCAGUUGGUUUGAUUUUAGCUUUGUAGAAAGAGUAACAUCCAAUUAAAUUCAACAGUCAGUGUGAGACCUUAAGUAUUCUAUUUCUGAAAUUUCUGUUUUACUUCUGUGAAGCUUAAGAGACAGUUGAUUUAAUGUCAAAACUAUAUUGGGGAAAAAUAACUAUUGAUUUUUUUUUAAUAUUGUUUAAUGUCUGAAAGCCAGGCUCAGCUUAGAUAUCUCUUGGUCCUGCUUGGUCAUGUUCAGUUUAUUUUGGUUUUAGUGAAGAUGGAGUUACUGUGAAGUAGUUUUCACAACUGCUUACGCUGGUAAGUAAUUGCAGUACAAGUAUCUUGUUGCAUUAUCCUCAGCAGCAAUGAGACUAAUUACCCAGGCUCAUAGUCUCACUAGAUAUAGUUUUCAUUUAAAAUAGAUAAUUCAGAUAGAAUAUAUAAUAUUGAAUUUAAAUAAGAUUUGGGGGUUUUAAAAAAAAUUAACUUUAUAAAAUUAUUUAUUCUAUUUUAAGCCUUCUAUCUUAUUUUACCAUCCAAGUAUUUUGGUUUCAAUGGUCCAGCUUUAUUUACGGGCAUAUAAAAUGAAAUUGUGAGAUGUUUUUACAAGCUUCUUCCUUUUACUUUGAGUUUGAGUAGUUUUUAUUUGUUUUUUGUAUGGAUAAAGAGCAUUACUUAUGCUUUUGUGCAAUAGGUUUGAAACAUGCAUUUAUAAGGCAUAUGUUUAAAUUGUAAAUGUAGCAUCUACUUACCGCUAAAUUGAGAAGGAAUGUAGGUGGGAUUUUUAAAAUGUACAUUCAAAUGGGUUUUUGUUGUUUUUUUUUAUUUUUUAUUUUUGGGUUUUUUUAAUUAUUAUUCUGAAGUGAAGUUUGGGGUUUUAAAAUUGUGUGUAAGUGCAAGAACUACCUGUCAGCAAUAUUUUAAAAUAAAUGAUCUGGCAAGAAA
This is a messenger RNA of Mauremys reevesii (Reeves's turtle), 5103 nucleotides long. It is a transcript of the gene PCGF3, whose product is annotated as polycomb group ring finger 3. Gene Ontology annotation, cellular component: PRC1 complex. The transcript is spliced from 13 exons. Bases 506 to 1336 code for a protein of 276 amino acids. Gene Ontology annotation, biological process: regulation of transcription by RNA polymerase II. NCBI's taxonomy places the organism in Eukaryota, Metazoa, Chordata, Testudines, Geoemydidae. The record is from RefSeq and is a predicted model, not a curated record.